Clupea harengus (Atlantic herring) is the source of this 1951-nucleotide messenger RNA. RefSeq names its product F-actin-capping protein subunit beta isoforms 1 and 2-like. Gene Ontology annotation, biological process: regulation of lamellipodium assembly; cell morphogenesis; actin cytoskeleton organization. Lineage: Eukaryota; Metazoa; Chordata; Actinopteri; Clupeiformes; Clupeidae. Gene Ontology annotation, cellular component: F-actin capping protein complex; cytoplasm. The record is from RefSeq and is a predicted model, not a curated record. Gene Ontology annotation, molecular function: actin filament binding.
UUAACCCUUGCCUCUCCUGUGUUCUCACUAUUGAGGAAGUGAAUCUUUUGGGUUGGGUCCUGAAGUGCAGAGUUGUCAAGUUGUAUACGGGAUUUAAUAUACGGGAAUAACACUGACAGACGGACAUUACUGUUAAAGAUCGCAAGACCAGAAGUUUGAUACCACAACACCAACUGCAAAGAUGAAUGAUCAACAGCUGGAUUGCGCCCUGGAUUUAAUGAGGCGCCUGCCCCCUCAACAAAUUGAGAAGAACCUCAGCGAUCUCAUCGACCUGGUGCCCAGUUUAUGUGAGGAUCUCCUUUCCUCAGUAGACCAGCCCCUUAAGAUUGCCAGAGACAAAGCAGUGGGCAAAGACUACCUACUCUGUGACUACAACAGAGAUGGAGAUUCCUAUAGGUCUCCAUGGAGUAAUAAAUAUGAACCACCAAUUGAAGAUGGUGCUAUGCCAUCUUCUCGCUUGCGCAAACUUGAGGUAGAGGCAAACAAUGCCUUCGAUCAGUACCGAGAUCUGUAUUUUGAAGGAGGAGUGUCUUCUGUCUACCUGUGGGAUUUGGAUCAUGGUUUUGCAGGUGUCAUCCUAAUCAAGAAGGCUGGUGAUGGAUCGAAGAAAAUCAAAGGUUGCUGGGAUUCCAUCCACGUCGUGGAGGUGCAGGAGAAGUCUGGAGGCCGUUCAGCCCACUACAAGCUGACCUCAACAGUAAUGCUGUGGCUUCAGACCACAAAGUCUGGCUCUGGCACUAUGAACCUCGGGGGAAGUCUCACAAGACAGAUGGAGAAAGAUGACAAUGUUGGAGAUUCUGCCCCUCAUAUUGCCAACAUCGGACGCCUAGUUGAAGAUAUGGAAAAUAAGAUUCGCUCAACCCUUAAUGAGAUCUACUUUGGAAAGACAAAGGACAUUGUCAAUGGGCUCAGAUCUAUUGAGUCUUUGCCUGAUAACCAAAAGUUCCGUCAGCUCCAGAAAGAGCUGUCUCAAGUCCUCACCCAGCGCCAGAUCAUUCAGCCUGAGGACUAGGGCUGUAGGACUGUUCAACCUCUGGCAGACAAGUCCAAACAAGAAGCUCUGCAAAUGGACCUGAUUAAACACAUGAAACAACGCAAACAGCUGGGUUAGAGGGACCCACGUCCUCUCUGUGUCACCCUCCCACUCCCACUCUUUCAGUUUCUCCUGUCUUUGCCGCCACCUGUGACUUGUCCUCAAAGUGAGAAUCUUUCUCACAUAUUCUGGGCCUGCCCAGCAUGACAACUUUCUUUGUUGCCUGUGGUCAUUAUGGAUUUUAUGUAAAAAUGUACAUUUAAUUUUGCUGCGCUCCCUUCUUUAUGAUGCAGUUAAAACUAAGGAAUGAACUUUCGGAAGAGUUUCAUGGUUUGUGAAAUUAUGAACAUGAACAUUUGUUGAACCCCUUGUAAAUGGGCAUUCAAAGGCAGAUUAUGACCGCAUAUAUUAUUACCGCUUUUGAGGUUCUUUUAAGAUUCGUAAACGGUACAAAAACUGAUUGCAAUAGUCAACUUAUUCAUCCUACUGAAAAGAAAUAUUGAGUGAGUUUUAUUUUUAAGCAAGUAUGUAUAUUAUUUAUAUAGACAUUUAUUUCUCCGCUGACUGGCAGCUGGGGAAGAAGCAUCUUUGUCCAAAAGCCAAUAUUAUUUUUGUAUAAGUAUGAAUGAAAAGUACUUGUUCACAGUACUUGUACUGUACAGUACUGUGUCUUGUUACGUUUGGUUUUAAGUCAGCUGUACAGCUUUUACUGAUCCAUCCCUCUUUGAGAUAGGUCAGUCUGGAAAACCUUAAUUGUAAAUGCUGUAUGUGCUACUGUCCAAUUUCGUUCUUCACUCUUGAUAUGGUUGAGGUGUGGGGGAUGGGAUGGGAGAGGUUGUAGGUACAGAAUAUAGGUAACAUUUUGCCUAUGUUGAACAUAUAGGCAAUAAAGUAGAAAAUAAAAUUAUAUCGCAUGAA